This is a messenger RNA of Racocetra persica, 144 nucleotides long. The record is from the annotation of a GenBank genome assembly. NCBI's taxonomy places the organism in Eukaryota, Fungi, Glomeromycota, Glomeromycetes, Diversisporales, Gigasporaceae.
GAAGAUUAUGAUUCUAUGCAUGGAGAAGAGUAUGAACCAAUGUAUGAGAAAGAGUAUAAACUAAUGUUUGAGGAAGAGCAUGAACCAAUGCAUGAGAAAGAGUAUAAACCAAUGUAUGAGAAAACAUAUGAACCAGAGUUAUAA